CCGCCGCCGCCGUAGCAGCCGCGCCGUGCCGCGGAACUUGGCCGCCCGUGCCAACUCCGCGCCCGGAUCCCCACCUCCUCCGGGGGAAGGGAUUUGUUCACCAUGGCCCGUCUGUAUGUUGGCAACUUGGAUGCCCGAGUGACUGCUGGGGAACUUGAGGAUGAGUUUCGUGUAUUUGGAGUUUUGCGAAGUGUGUGGGUUGCACGCAAACCACCUGGUUUUGCGUUCAUCGAUUUUGAUGACAAGAGGGAUGCUGAGGAUGCACUUCGUGAUAUAGAUGGAAAGAAUGGAUGGAGGGUUGAGCUGUCUCGCAAUGCCAGUGGCCGUGGCGGUGGCCGUGAUGGUGGCGGUCGAGAUGGUGGUGGUGGUCGUGAUCGGCAUGGUGGGUCCGACAUGAAAUGUUAUGAAUGCGGUGAAUCUGGUCACUUUGCUCGUGAAUGUCGUCUGCGUAUUGGUGCUGGAGGUCUGGGCAGUGGAAAGCGUCGCAGCAGGAGCCGCAGCCGCAGCAGGAGCCCUAGGUACCGCAGGAGUCCGAGCUAUGGUAGAAGAAGUUACAGCCCCCGUGACCGAUCUCCAAGGCGUCGCAGUGUUUCUCCAGCGCCAGCCCGUGGGCGCAGCUACAGCAAGUCACCACCACACAACCGUGGCCGUGAUGAUUCUCCUGAUGCUAAAGGUGAUGGAGGUGCCAGGUACCGACGCAGCAGGAGUUAGGCCUGAAGCCUUUGACCCAUGCAUGCUCUUCAAGAGAACUUACCAUUUGCCCUGCGUGCUAGGAAUACUAAGACCUGACGUCAACUUCUUGACUUCGGUUAAGGUUUUCAACUUAUCUAUCUUUCAAGCUCGUUUCUGGUUCUGUCAUUAAAAACCUUAUGUGAUGGAUGUAGUAUGCAACUAAGACCUAUUACCUUUCUUCUGUGUGUUAAGAAGGCAUCGUCCUGCACUUCUGCUUAAACGACUCAGCGAACUCCGUCUCUUCA
Molecule: messenger RNA, 977 nt
Organism: Lolium rigidum
Lineage: Eukaryota; Viridiplantae; Streptophyta; Magnoliopsida; Poales; Poaceae
Product: serine/arginine-rich splicing factor RSZ21-like
Exons: 6
Coding region: 103-711 (202 amino acids)
Biological process (GO): mRNA splicing, via spliceosome
Cellular component (GO): nuclear speck
Molecular function (GO): RNA binding; zinc ion binding
Source: RefSeq, a predicted model, not a curated record